Messenger RNA from Sorex fumeus (smoky shrew), 932 nucleotides. It is a transcript of the gene RBM24, whose product is annotated as RNA binding motif protein 24. The transcript is spliced from 4 exons. Gene Ontology annotation, molecular function: mRNA 3'-UTR binding. NCBI's taxonomy places the organism in Eukaryota, Metazoa, Chordata, Mammalia, Eulipotyphla, Soricidae. The coding region runs from base 108 to 818 and encodes 236 amino acids. The record is from RefSeq and is a predicted model, not a curated record. Gene Ontology annotation, cellular component: cytosol.
GGAGGAGGAGGCGCAGCCGCUGCCCGAGCCGCAGCCGCAGCCGCAGCCGCAGCCGCAGCCGGAGUCGCAGCCGGAGUCGGAGCCCGAGCGGCGGCGCGGGCGCGAAGAUGCACACGACGCAGAAGGACACGACGUACACCAAGAUCUUCGUCGGGGGGCUGCCCUACCACACCACCGACGCCAGCCUGCGCAAGUACUUCGAGGUCUUCGGCGACAUCGAGGAGGCGGUGGUCAUCACCGACCGGCAGACGGGCAAGUCCCGGGGCUAUGGAUUUGUCACCAUGGCUGAUAGGGCAGCCGCGGAGCGAGCCUGCAAAGACCCCAACCCCAUCAUUGAUGGCAGGAAGGCCAACGUCAACCUGGCAUACCUGGGAGCCAAACCCAGAAUCAUGCAACCAGGUUUUGCCUUUGGUGUCCAACAAAUUCAUCCAGCUCUUAUACAAAGACCUUUCGGGAUCCCGGCGCACUACGUGUACCCGCAGGCGUUCGUGCAGCCCGGCGUGGUCAUCCCCCACGUGCAGCCCGCCGCGGCCGCCGCCUCCACCGCGCCGUACAUCGACUACACCGGGGCCGCCUACGCGCAGUACUCGGCCGCCGCCGCCGCCGCCGCCGCGGCCGCCGCCUACGACCAGUACCCGUACGCCGCGUCCCCGGCCGCCGCGGGCUACGUCACGGCGGGGGGCUACGGCUACGCGGUGCAGCAGCCCCUCGCCGCCGCCGCCCCCGGGACCGCCGCCGCCGCCGCCGCCGCCGCGGCCGCCGCCGCCGCCUUCGGCCAGUACCAACCCCAGCAGCUGCCCACCGACCGGAUGCAGUAGCGCUGCCCCGUGAUCCGAGUGGAGUUGUCGUUUCUCUCUCUGCCUCCCAGUUUUCCAAUUUUUCUUUUUUUUUAGUUGCUAAUCAGUUUAACAGCUUUAAGGAAAAAAAAUGCA